AUGAUUCGUAAUUUAUCCAGCCGGUAGCGUCAAAGACAAACGCCGUGUGGACUUCAAAACACAAAUAAUGUCUUAUACAACCUUCCUGGGUUGUUCAGUGGUGAAAUUGAUCUAGAUUAGACUGAUGCUUAGCCAUGGAUGAAGAGGACAGCCAAGAUGAGAUGAUCAACAGGAAUGUCUCUCAUGGAAAAGGCAAACGGCCAGCCAUGUCCAUAAUCUCUGAUGACGAGGAUAUUUCAGAAGAUGGGGCCGAAUCAGAGGAAGUAGAAACAGACAGUGAGGUGGAUGAUGAUGAUGAUGAAGAAGGGGAGGAGGAGGAAGUCCUGGAUGGAGAGGAGGAGGAAGAUGAGGAGGAGGAGGAGGAUGAAAGUGAAAACGAGGACUCUAAGGUCCUGGAAGGUGCUGUAGGGAAUGUUCCUAGGGAUACGGCGGGUCUGAGCUCAGAUGAGGACUCUGACAAAUGCCCCAUCUGUCUGAACUCAUUCCACGAGCAGCCUGUGGCCACACCAGAGGCCUGUGAACAUUACUUCUGUCUGGACUGCAUUCUGGAAUGGUCAAAGAAUGCCAACUCCUGUCCUGUGGACCGGAUAGUCUUCAAUAGCAUUCUCCUGAGAAAGUGUUAUGGUGGGAAAGUCCAGAAAACGAUUGCAGUUCAGAAGCCAAUAAAACCCGGACAGGAGGAGCAGGUGGAACUGGACUUGGAUCAGACCAGCUGUGAGGUUUGCGGUGGCCGAGAUCGUGAAGAUCGCCUCCUGCUCUGCGAUGGCUGUGACGCAGGUUACCACAUGGAAUGUCUCACACCGCCUUUGGAUGCUGUACCCGUUGAGGAAUGGUUCUGCCCAGAAUGCACUGCCAACAACCGCAGCUCAGGCUCUGAUCAUAUCAGUGAAGAGGAGAGCAGUCUUCCCACCACCAGCCGUUCCCGAUACAGAGCCACUCGAGCCAUCGCACGGACCCAGCAGAGUGAACGAGUUCGAGCCAACGUCAACAGACAUCGCAUCACACAGGCACGCACUGCAGCACAGCUCACUCCCAGAUACCUGAUGCAGUCCACUUGGCUGGAUGAGACCAUCAACGCUGUAGUGGCCGGACUCAACACAGCAGUGUAUGUGCGAGAUUUGACGCCUCACUCCAGGUCCCACCAGAGGAGAAGGACAGUUAAAAGAAGGAAAACCAAAAGCAAAGCCUUUGGAGCCUCCGGAGGAAAGACGAAUAUGAGGGUGAAGAGACGGAAACGCAAAGUGCGGAAGUCAAAAUCAAGAAGAAAACUGGUCAUACGGAAGGAAACUAAUUCCAGAAGUCGUAUUGCACGGAGUCUAGGGAUUAAGAAGCCCAAGCCUGGUUCCAUCAUUCCUUCAGUUUAUCGACCAUCUGAAUACAGUUUAGGAAGCAUGCGGGCAGAGAUUGGAGCAGCCUCCCUCUCUGUGUAUGGAGACCCCUUUGACCUGGACCCCUUUGACGAUAGGGAGGAAGAGAUACAAGCUCCAGCACUAUCCUCCAUUAUGGAUGCCAAGCGACGUGGCCUCUCCCGUUCUGCCCUGCGGUCCCAUCAGCCUGUUGCCAGACCCAUUGCUGCCGGCCUCUCCAGAAGAGGUGCGAUUAUCCCACAUGUGGAAGAGAUUGCAGCAGAAGCCCCUGUAUCAGACCUGCUGGGGAGUAUCCUCAGUGGUCAGAGCAUGCUCCUCAUGGACAGUUCUGAUGUGGUCAUCAACAGAGAUGGCUCUCUUAAGGCCACCAAACCAGUGUGCCUGUCCUUGCCAAGGACCAGUAUCUCUGAAGGUUCAGGCUCAGGGGAAACAGGAAACACCCCAAACUCAGAAACAAGUCUUAUCCAUCCCACUGGACAGGCUGGACCUUCCGCCAGCCCCUUGAGGAGGUCCCCAUCAGCACAUAGUUCCUCUGGUUCUUGUCCCACACCACAGAGUCCCACGUCUCCUUGUCCACCUAUACACACUUCACAUCUUCCCUACUCUCAUCCAUCUCCCUUGGGACAUCCCCAGUUGUAUCCGGGGGCUCCUCAUAGACCAAUUGCCUUAAAUCCACCUAGACCUGUAAAUGGUCACUUGAACACCAAUGAGAUUAGAGGUCAACCUGUCUCAAGGAUGUCAAACAGCCCUUCUGACUCCCAUCAAGACAAGGACAGUACUGCCAGACAGCCACCCGUCAAAAAGCCUCCUCCCAAGCCUGUAUGGGUGGAUGUUUCUGUAUUGCCAAGAAUACCAAAAAUUAAAAGAGAGGGUGCCUCCAGUGUAAACAGUAGCAGUAGUUUGCCUGGGUCUUCCGUGAUCAGUUUAGCAGGCAAUUCAGGGAGGGAACAUACCGUUGACCAGCAAGGGACAAGUACGAGUCAACAAAGCAGAGCAAUGGAUGCUCAGAGGCAAAGACCAGAAAGAACUGGUGUUUCCUCCACAUUUUCGAGCUCUUUCACUUCUACUACAUCUUCCUUUGGUGCUUCUUCACACUCACGACCAUCUUCCUCUUCUGUCAGUUUCCGCAUAAGCUCUAGUGGAAACCCUUGGCAUGCUCGGCGACUUCCUGCAUCAGGAGGGACUCUGCCUGCGAAUGAUGAGGAAUUCAUAAAGAGGAAUAAUAAGAGUAAACCGAUGCUGUUGUCUGUAAAAACUCAGGCUAAAGAGGUCAAGAGUGAGGUCUAUGACCCCUUUAACCCUACAGGAUCUGAUUCCUCUGAUAAUGAACCAGAAAAUGAGGGUCCUGAUCUUGGCACACAAAAUACUGACUCAAGAGUGCAAGUUGAAGCCAAUGAGGUUGCCUGCCAUGAUAUCAAAUCUGAGCAUAUGGAUGUAGAUUCAUCAGAUACAGAGAGAGGCUCUGAAAUGUCUCCAGAAGUUAAAACAGAACCAGACUCAUUGAGGGACAAAUCGUGCCCACAGAAAGCACAACAUUCAGAUGCAGUCCCACUUCAGUUACCCUCAAAUCUGGCUGUGGAUUCUAGUAGAAGUGAAGCAAGGAUAGACACUGAACAGGGUGGAACUCCUGAAAGCCUGUCUCAGAAAACUCAGGAAAACUCCGGAUCAAGCUUGUCAUGCAGUGAUAAGAACAUUAAGAUGGAGGUGAAGUCUGAACCUGAGGCUGGACCUCCACCUGUCAGGCCCCAAUCAAAGUUUCUCGUGGAGUCUCUUGCGAAUCUACAACAAGCUUCCAAAGGGAACGGGGUAAGUAAAGAGCUACCCUCUUCCAGUGGUUAUUUUAAUACUACUGACGGGACAAAGGUGAAAGAGGAAAGACCUCAUCAGUCCCAAUCUAAGCAUAGGAAGCGGUCACCAUCCAAUUCCCAAAGUCCUCCACCUAAAGACUUGCACAAAAAGAAACACUCAAGAUCGAAAGAUAAGAAGAGGUCUCGCUCAAGGUCCAGGGACCGGCAGCGAUCCCGUUCAGAAGAGAGGCAGCGCUCUCAUUCAAGAUUGAAGGAGCGGAGACAUCCACGCUCGAGAGAGAGGUGUUCCUCUAGUUCGAGUAGUAGAGAGAGGAAGACAAGUGGGAAAAGAACAGGUGGUGAAAAGAAUGACAAUAGAGGGAGAGAAAGACAAAGGAAGAGAUCGAAAGAAAAAAGGCGUUCUCCUUCUCGCUCGUUUUCUAGAUCCAGAUCCAGAGAAAGGAGGAAGGUAUCGAAGGAUCAGGGUGAGGUGAGAUCAAAGAGGCAGAAGUCAAGAUCACGGUCAACAUCUAGAGACCAACAAAGGAGAGAGGAGAGCUCUCUGCCUACAGAAAAAACCUCCCGUAAGACUACCGAGCUUACGUCCACUGAAUUAAAUGAGCCUGCUCUAAGUGCAAACAAGACUUCAACCCCUUUGAAAACAGAAAAAGAUGGAAGACAUGAGGCCGAGACUGUUUCAUUGCCAUUGGUUAAACAAGAGAUGCAGUCAAUUGAGAUCACAGCUCAUGUUCUUGAGUCAUCAAGACACUGUGAUCUGACCAGAACACUUAAAGAAAACAAGGAAGUCAAUUCACUUGACAUAUCAAAUGUGCCUUACACAUUUAAACCCAAAGAGAUUAAACAAGAGGAUCCAUGGCCUAUUGGUGCAGUCAAGGAGUUGAAAGGUAUAAAAAAAGAGGAACCCUGCUUCAACUUAUGUGGAGAAUUAGAUGGUGUUAAAGACUUGAAGAAGGAAAAGAUUUCUUUAGAUAUCUUCAAAGAAUCACCAGAACAGAAUGAAAUGGAGUUGGAUGGUGCUGGUUUAGAAAAGAGCCAAGCUGGCUUUCAGGAUGAGGAAAUGAAAGCAAAGGAAAUGGUUGUUGAACCAAAAAAGAUACAAAUUGAACAAAUAUGGCCUGAUGAAGAUGAUUUGCCAUGCUGUAGUGACAACCCUCUUGUGAUCAAUUUGAAUACACCUGAUGUAGAGUCUGAGAACUCUAAAAUGGAUACUGCUGAGUUAUACCAGUCACCUUUGUUGACGGAGGAGAUGGAGAUGGCACCUGUCCAACUGCCAGGCCCAAAUAAACAAGAACAUGUUUAUUCCUCAGAUGAAGAUAUCAGUGUUGAUUACCUUAUCGACAACUUGGACUUCAUAAAAAAGGAAAUGAGUGAGAGCUCCGUAGUCGACUCGACAGAUGCUGUUGACCCCAAGUCUGCAGUCGAAGAGGCUCCAUCGGGGGAUAAAACAACAGAAACAGUCGUAGUUGGUGCUAAGUCUAAGUUACAAGGAAAGCGAGUUACUUGGAAUUUGCAGGAACCAGAGGAGCCCCAGACUGAAAAAUUAAGCAAACUUGCGCUCUUCAAAUUGAAACUCAAACAGGAGGGGUCACGAAGAUCUACCACCAACCCACAUACCUUAAGUCAGGAUAAAGCUUCAACUCAGGCUGAAUCAAAACUCUCAGCAACUGUGUCAAGCCCUCCAUCUCAAGACUCUAGCAGACCAAAAUCCCACAAGGAAGAAGUUGUACAGGACCCCAAUCAGAAAGAGAAGUACAUGAAGAAACUUCACAUGCAAGAGCGAGCAAUAGAAGAGGUCAAACUGGCCAUAAAGCCCUUCUACCAGAAAAGAGAUAUUACUAAGGAAGAGUACAAGGAGAUAUUGCGUAAGGCUGUUCAGAAGGUGUGUCAUAGCAAGAGUGGUGAGAUCAACCCAGUGAAGGUAGCUAACCUGGUCAAAGCCUACGUGGAUAAGUAUAAACAUGCAAGGAAACACAGGAAAGAGGAAAUGGGGCAAAGCCAACAUACAGAUGGCCCCAAAGACGUCCAAACUUCAGUGUGAGGCCAAGGGUCACAUCCUGUUCAGACAAUAUGUUUAGCAAUGAACUGGAUAGCUUUAGAUUUGAUUGUUUUUAAAAUGUGAAUUCCUACAUCAAAAAAAGGAAACUAAGGGCUCUAAAGUCUUGUUAUCAGUUUUCAAAUUAACCUGUCUUUUGAUUGUGUGUAUGUUUUCUUUUGAUUGUAAAGAUCAUUUGUAAAGAAAGUAUCUGUGCGUGUCUCAAAAAGAGGUUCUGGUGAAAAUCUAUACAUUUGCCAUUGUUUAAAACAAGUCUUCAUUUGGAUGUUGAGUUCUGAUAUUUUAAGCUUUUGAUCCAACAAAACGUGCGAGUUGCCAGACAGGCCAUUUCCUCGAUAUAACAUAACAGCUGUAAUAACACUUCUUUGAAUGUGUGGGUUUUAAAGGAUUGUUCUGGUUUCAAUACAUGUUUAGCUCUUAACUCAGAAAAUAAUUUGAACUUAUUUAAUUACAAUUUGUAAGAACAAACAAAAAACGUAAUUUCUGUUGAACCUGGAACAUGACUUAAAAUCCUUUAAAGCAGCAGUUACCAGUACUGUUUUAGAUUUUGUGAUUUGCAUCUUUGGCUUGAAUCCAGUGAACAUCAAUUUUCACCUAGAAUGGUCCACCCUGGAGAACAUAUUGAAUAUUGACUUUAAAGUAGUAAGACAUUUUUUUUAUUACGAUUAUUUUCAAUGAAUAAUGAGAGAAUGUAAUGUUAUAUGAUAAUAUGCGCAUUGUUUUGAGGAAAAUCUGUAGGAACCUGUAGUGUGUAAGUGCAUUGUUGAACAUCAGCAGGGUUGUACAUGAAUCAUAAAAACGUAUGGGACAUAGUGAUAUCACAAAAAAAAAUAUUCAUUUGAAUCGAGAUUUCAUGUUAAAACUAUCAUGAUGAGUUCUUGUCUUUAUGAGACUUUGGAAUCAAUGCAGUGUACUUGAGUUCUUUGAAAUAUUUUAAUUUACUAACUUGAGAAAAACAAGAAAAUAUGCUGUAGACCUAACUCUCCUCUAAUGGCUUAAUUUGAUAAGGUUAUGUAAAAUAAAUAGAGGAUGGUUGUCCCAUAACACUUGAACAACUGUAAUGUACUUUUCUGUUCAAAUGAAAAACGUGAACUUGUAUAUUUAAGCUGUACUGAAGUGUAUAGCAGAUUUCCUCAAUUCUGUCAACUGAAUGUGUUUGCCAACUUGUAUUCCCGAUUGAUAUUGUUUUGUUUUUGGAAACUUUGUGAAUUCAGACACGUAUAUGAACACCUAAAAAUAAAAAUGAACCAUCAAAAUGGGCAGAGACAUUUAUUGUGGCCUCCUGAACAGCAAACCCCUUGACUUUUUAUGGUUUGCCUUAAAUGGAGAUGCUUCUUAAAUGUAUAACUUUUUUUUUCCUUUUAUGCCUUACUAAUGAUUUAAUGAAACAUAAGAAAAGCUAAAGAUAAAAAAUGCUGGUUGAAAAGUGUAAUUCAGAAGGUUUUCCACUAAUUAUGACAUUUAAAAAUGUUUGAAAAGUGGAUUGUAAUUUUUGACUUGUUUAACUAUGGGUGCAUCUCACACGGGGGCGUACAAAAUGCGUUGCCUGUUUUCCUGUGACAUAUUGCACCAGAUUAAUGGUUUUUCUUUGACAGGAAAGAGAAAUUUGUCCUGUGUGAAACUGAUGGCAUCAAAUGUAUCAUGCAUAAUGUUUGAUGUGAAUUGGAGGAUCCACUUUGCUGUUUGUAAAUAAUUUUAUUAAAUACUUUAUUUGAUAAAAACAUA
Messenger RNA from Myxocyprinus asiaticus (Chinese sucker), 6953 nucleotides. RefSeq names its product PHD and RING finger domain-containing protein 1-like. Lineage: Eukaryota; Metazoa; Chordata; Actinopteri; Cypriniformes; Catostomidae. Bases 135 to 5213 code for a protein of 1692 amino acids. The transcript is spliced from 18 exons. The record is from RefSeq and is a predicted model, not a curated record.